AUGGCAGCGCGGUGCCCAAGGUCGUACUUCCAAAGUCAUCAGGUGAUAGUGAGAACAGAUCACCCGAUCGCGAAAAUCUUGUGCAAACCCAACCUGGCCGGGAGGAUGGUAGGAUGGUCCGUGGAGUUGUCUGAAUUCGGGCUACAAUUCGAACCACGAGGGUCAAUCCGAGGACAACAUUUGGCUGACUUUGCGGUCGAAUUACCUUGGGAGGAAGAAUGCCCCCGAGAGUGGACCCUUUACGUGGAUGGCUCUUCCGAGCGGUCCGGGGGAGGCGCAGGAAUUGUGUUGGAGGGACCGGAUGGCUUUGUUGUUGAACAGGCAAUCGUCUUUCGGUUCAAAAUAAGUAAUAAUCAAGCCGAGUACGAAGCAGUAAUAGCCGGGCUCGAGCUGGCCAAAGACUUAGGGGCGGCUUCGGUCAAAUGCCGAACGGACUCCCAAUUCGUGGUGGGUCAACUAACUGAGAGCUUCCAAACCAAAAAUGAUCAGCUGCUUCGAUAUUAUCAUAAGGUAAAGGAGUUAGUGAAGCAGUUCCGUAUGGUGGAAUUCAAGCAUGUACCAAGAGAGCAAAAUGUAAGGGCGGACGUUUUAUCCAAACUCGCCAAUUGUAGAGGAAAGGAUCACUUAUCGUCGGUUAUAAGGCAAGUUAUGAUGAAUCCUUCGGUGGAGUGCUUGGCGGUUCACGAGGUUUCCAGUGAACCUGAUUGGAGGAAGGCCAUAAGAGAAAUUAUUCAGAGGAAAGAGAGCGGUUCACACAUCCGAGCGGUUGAAGCAAAGAAGGCCGCUCGGUUUUUAGUAAUAGGAGAGGAUCUGUAUAAGAGAGGAUUCUCCUCACCCUUGUUGAAAUGUGUAUCCGCGAAGGAAGCUGAGUAUGUGAUGAGGGAGCUACACGAAGGGGCGUGUGGAAUGCACACAGGACAACAAUCUUUGCGCGCUAAGGUGAUAAGAGCGAGCUAUUUCUGGCCGACGGUGGAAAAAGACUGCAGGAUGUUUGUACAGAGGUGUUUGAAGUGUCAAGAGCACGGCAAAAACCUCAACCUACCACCGGUAGAGUUACACAGUUUGAUGUCUCCGUGGCCGUUCGCGCAGUGGGGGAUGGAUAUAGUGGGUCCCUUUCCAGUGGGUCGAGCUCAGAAGAAAUUCUUGUUGGUAGCCAUUGAUUAUUUCACCAAGUGGAUAGAGGCGGAGCCGCUCGCAACGAUCACGGCGGCGAGGGUUCAAAAGUUUGUAUGGACGCUCAUAUGCCGAUGGAUUCCCCAAGACCAUAAUUACGGACAACGGGCGGCAAUUCGUCGACAAACGAUUAAGGGAGUUCUAUGA
This is a messenger RNA of Vigna umbellata (rice bean), 1320 nucleotides long. RefSeq lists its product as uncharacterized. Lineage: Eukaryota; Viridiplantae; Streptophyta; Magnoliopsida; Fabales; Fabaceae. The record is from RefSeq and is a predicted model, not a curated record. Gene Ontology annotation, molecular function: RNA-DNA hybrid ribonuclease activity; nucleic acid binding.